Molecule: messenger RNA, 1912 nt
Organism: Oncorhynchus masou masou (cherry salmon)
Lineage: Eukaryota; Metazoa; Chordata; Actinopteri; Salmoniformes; Salmonidae
Product: transketolase-like protein 2
Exons: 10
Coding region: 2-1480 (492 amino acids)
Molecular function (GO): transketolase activity; thiamine pyrophosphate binding
Source: RefSeq, a predicted model, not a curated record
GAUGGCCUACACUGGGAAACACUUCGACAAGUCCAGUUACCGUGUGUACUGCAUGCUGGGUGAUGGGGAGUGCUCUGAGGGGGCUGUAUGGGAAGCCAUGGCGUUCGGUUCCCACUACAACCUGGAUAACCUGGUGGCUAUUAUCGACGCUAACCGCCUGGGACAGAGUGAAGCUGCUCCUCUCAAACACGACAUGGACGUCUACCGCAAGCGCUGCGAAGCGUUCGGGUGGAACACGUAUGUGGUGGAUGGUCAUGACGUUGAGGAGCUGUGUAAAGCUCUGUGGCAGGCCCAGCAGGUGAAGGGGAAACCCACUAUGAUCCUGGCCAAGACCUUCAAGGGCAGAGGACUCAAAGGCAUUGAGGACAUGGAGAACUGGCAUGGGAAGCCCAUGCCUAAAGACCGUGCUGAGGAGGCCAUUAAAGACUUGGCGGCUCAGAUUCAGAACCCCAACAACACAGUCUGCCCCGAGCUACCUAAAGAAGAUACCGCCCCCGCUGACCUCUCACCUAUCAGCCUGCCCUCCCCGCCCAAAUACAAGAUCGGGGAUAAGGUGGCUACUCGUAAGGCGUAUGGCGUGGCCCUGGCUAAACUGGGUCAGUCCAGUCCGAGGGUGGUGGCUCUGGACGCUGACAUGAAGAACUCUACCUUCUCUGAGAUGUUCCACAAGGCCUACCCUGAACGCUUCGUAGAGUGCUUCAUUGCUGAACAGAACAUGGUGAGCGUGGCGAUUGGCUGUGCCACUAGAGACCGCACAGUGGCCUUCGCCAGCACCUUCGCUGCCUUCCUGUCCAGGGCCUAUGACCACAUCAGAAUGGCUGCCGUCUCCGAGUCUAACAUCAACUUGGCUGGGUCUCACUGUGGCGUCUCUAUCGGUGAGGAUGGCCCCUCCCAGAUGGCGUUGGAGGACAUUGCUAUGUUCCGCGCCAUCCCAACAUGCACUCUGUUCUACCCCAGCGAUGGCGUGUCUGCUGAGAGGUCUGUAGAGCUGGCUGCUAACACCAAGGGAAUCUGUUUCAUCCGCAUCACCAGACCAGAACUGAAGGUGAUCUACGACCCCGACGAGAAGUUUGAGGUGGGCGUGGCCAAGGUGGUACGUCAGUCCGACAGCGACAAGGUGACAGUGAUUGGAGCUGGAGUGACUCUGCAUGAAGCUCUGACUGCUGCUGACCAGCUGGCCAGCGAGGGAGUGAACAUCCGUGUGAUUGACCCGUUCACCAUCAAGCCUCUGGAUGCUGCCACCAUCGUGUCGAGCGCCCGCGCCACCGGAGGGAGAAUCAUCACCGUGGAGGACCACUACAGAGAGGGGGGUCUGGGGGAGGCGGUGCUGUCUGCGGUGGGGGAGGAGCCUGGUAUCGUCGUGACGCGCCUGGCGGUGAACCGUAUACCCCGGAGUGGCAAACCUCAGGAGCUCCUGGACCUGUACGGCAUCAGCGCCAAACACAUCGCCGACGCCGUGCGCCAGACCUUCGCCAACUGAGACGAUCGGCUCAUCGUUUGUCUCCCGAAUGGCUCCCUACGUAGUGCACUACUAACGACCCCGGUUUCCUUUUGGGCUAGUGCACUAGGUUGCGAAUAGGGUGUCAUUUGGGACACGUCAAGUCUGUACACAUUUACCAACUUCAUCUUCUCCAUCCCUCCCUCCGCAGUCUGAGGGGGCUUAAAACAACUUCUCUCCUCCCAUCUACCACUAGUGUUAAACAGAACAGGGCUCUCUAGCGCCCCUUGUGGCUGUAAGGCAGAGUGCCGCUCUGUCCUGCUGUACGGUGUAGCGUCGCAGCAGCAGAGCCGAUAGGCUAGCUCUCAGCGGAGAGGGAGGGGCCUGAGUGAUGUCUUGACCAUCCCAGAAGGGUAAUAUGCAGUCAUGUUUCUCUUUACACACCGUAAUGAAGCCCCGUUCUAAUGAAUCCUU